Molecule: messenger RNA, 721 nt
Organism: Humulus lupulus (European hop)
Lineage: Eukaryota; Viridiplantae; Streptophyta; Magnoliopsida; Rosales; Cannabaceae
Product: cell wall / vacuolar inhibitor of fructosidase 2-like
Exons: 1
Coding region: 45-668 (207 amino acids)
Molecular function (GO): enzyme inhibitor activity
Source: RefSeq, a predicted model, not a curated record
ACAACCUCAAAACUUUCCAACCAAACAAAAGACAGGGGAAAAAAAUGGCCACAAAUCAAUUUUCUCUCUCGUUUUUGUUAGCAGUGUUCUUUCUCCUAUUGACCAGCACUUCCAGUAGAACCACCCUGUCACCCUCCUCCGCCUCUAGCGGUGGCGCCACCACCAGGUCCACCACUGUACUACACCCGACCGAAUUGGUGGAUGGCGUGUGUAACCAAACCUCCGAUUACUCCUUCUGCGUCAAGUCUCUCUACGCCGAUCCUCGUACGCCAAGCGCCGACAGCUACGGCCUGGCGUUCGUGGUGUUCGGCAUGUCGUACCUCAAUGCCAGCUCGACCCAAGACCUGAUCGCCAACCUCUCCAAGAACGCCAAGCGCAGCGGCGGCGGCGGCAGCGGUCAUAAUCAACCACUACUUCUCACGCGCCUCCAGAGAUGUGGCCAAGACUAUAAGAAAGCGGUGUCGGCACUUGAGAUGGCUUAUAAUGAUUUAAACUCCGAGACCUUCUUUGAGCUUGCUGACAUGGCUCGUGUCGCCGCUAGCUCCGCCGAGGAUUGCCAAGCUGGCUUCGAGAAAAGCAAGUCGCCGUUGACUGCAAGGAACCGUGAGUUAAAAGGUCUUUGUGAAAUUUGUGUUGUUGUCUCAAAAUUGUUCACGGGUGGAACUUGAUUAGAUUGAUUGUUUAUACAUAUGUAAGAGUUAAUAAUAUCUCCAUUUUUUUA